This is a messenger RNA of Letharia columbiana, 648 nucleotides long. RefSeq lists its product as uncharacterized. NCBI's taxonomy places the organism in Eukaryota, Fungi, Ascomycota, Lecanoromycetes, Lecanorales, Parmeliaceae. The transcript has 2 exons. Bases 1 to 648 code for a protein of 215 amino acids. The record is from RefSeq and is a predicted model, not a curated record.
AUGGCUUUCAAGCGCAAGCGCUCCGACUCUGAGACACCUCCAUCCUCGUCAAGCACCGCCACUUUUUCCUCACGCGACCCUUCUUCGAGCCCAUGUCCCGACAUCUUUAUGCUGAAUAACGCCGCUUUCACGGAGAAACCUAUUCACCGUCCUGAUAUCGCUCCUUCUCACCUCAAUUCGCGCACAAGGAAAAGGUUCCGCGAUAACAGACCCGAUGAGUCUAAAAUCCAUGCAACAACAUAUCAAAGGCUUUUCUCAGCAGCGCGAUCCCCUCCCCGCACUGAACAUCCUGCGCCAUCUCAAACUGUCCACACUCCCCCAUCGCCACCACAACGACAAUCGUCUCUUCACAGCUUUUGGCCCAUACCUUUUUCAACCCCUACCGUCUCUGAGCCGAUGAUGACCGAACCCACUCCCUUGAUUCUAUGCGAAGAUUGCGAAGCUCCGCUACCGAUUCAGGACUCGGACACUUGCAUGGGCGGAAUGGAUGCUGGGGAGAUGGACGGAGCAGACUAUGCGUGUCGCUCUUGCAGCAGAAGAGUGUGUGGGACUUGCGCCGUUGUGGAUGUUGGCGAGGGCAGAGAAUGUCUGCAAUGUAGAACAUCGACGCGGAAGAAAUGGGUCGGCGGAAUCGGAUGGAUGCUAUAG